AUGCCAUCAUUCACCCGUCGUAUACCUCCUUCAACUCCUGCACCCGCAGGAACCCAUCCAUCUCCCUCCACAUCCCUCCCUCUCAUCUCUACAGGUCUUCCAGCAUUAGACGACCUACUCGGUGGUGGUCUACCAUUAUCUUCAAUUCUACUAGUCUUAUCUCCCGAUCCUCAUUCUUCCUGGGGUAAAUUAGUCAGUAGGUAUUUCCUAGCACAAGGAUUGAGUACCGGUCAAAAUGUGAGUGUUAUAAGUGGUGAAGAAGAAGGUAAAGAGUUGGUAAAAGGUUGUAUGUGGAAGGUUAAUGAAGGUAGUGAGAGUGAAGGUGAAGGGAUUGAAGAUGUCGAUAUGGGUGAAAGAGGGAAGAUAGCUUGGAGAUAUCAUUCGAUGAACAAGUUCGAAACUACAAUUUCUACUUCAAAUCAUCUUUCUCUAAUGCACACCAUCCCUUCCACGACCAUACAAAAGAUGGAAGCGGGUAAUCAACUUCGAUACCUACCUCUUACGUCCCAAACCGAUCACAUAUCUUCCAGCAAUAAAUCAGGAAGGGGUAUUCUUGAACACGUGCUUCUCUCUCUACAUGAUGAUAUAAAGAAAAAUGGGAGGAAGGAUCAAGUGGGAAGAUAUGUCUUACAUGAUUUUGGGUCGGCAGAUUGGGGUAAUCUUACUGCGGAUCAAAUACAUCGGUUCUUACAUUCACUCCGCUCUUUGCUCAAGGGCACCAAUUCUUCAGCCAUUAUCACCCUCCCACCCUGGCUUGUCACAUCACCUCCAUCCGAUUUGGAGAGGACAGAAUGGGUCAAUAGUCUUUCUUGGUCUGUGGACGCAUGUAUCGAGUUACGUGGUUUUGGUGACGACCCAACACUCCCUAUCCUCUUCCCUCAAUCUCACGGAACCUUCCACCUUCACUCUUUCCCCACCUCACACACCCUCCUCCCACCAACUCUCCGACAUUCAUCCCUCCUAGGUAUAUCCACCACCACCUCAUCCGCCUCAGGCGGUGGGGGAGCAGGGGAGAAUAACUUGUCAUUCAGAUUGAAAAGGAAAGCUUUCGUCAUUGAACGUAUGCACCUCGGUGUGGAAGGUGGUAUAGGAGAAAGACGUACUGCACCUCCACCAGAUUCAAGGGCAGAUUUACCAACCGAAGGAGUUGAGUCAUCCAUCUCUGGAACCAACCCACAUUCACAUGAUAUCCCCACAUCUUCUCAAGUUACCAACCCGUCGAAAGAGCCGAAUGUUUCAUCAACCUCAAUCUCAAUCUCAACAGGACAAUCGGGGACGAAUAUACCGAGAGGUCCUAAGGAGAAAGAGAAAAGAGUAAAGGUACGAUUUGGUGAAGAAGAGGAAAUACCAAUUAUCGAAGUGAGUAUUGGACAUGAUUCACAAGAUGAACAUAGACAUGAGCAUAAAGAGUCUUUAAAACAAAAACAAAGUAUACGACAUGAUAGGAUGGAUUUAUAUGAAUUUUGA
Molecule: messenger RNA, 1467 nt
Organism: Tremella mesenterica DSM 1558
Lineage: Eukaryota; Fungi; Basidiomycota; Tremellomycetes; Tremellales; Tremellaceae
Exons: 5
Coding region: 1-1467 (488 amino acids)
Biological process (GO): tRNA wobble uridine modification
Cellular component (GO): transcription elongation factor complex; elongator holoenzyme complex; cytoplasm
Source: RefSeq, a predicted model, not a curated record